Nylanderia fulva is the source of this 707-nucleotide messenger RNA. RefSeq names its product protein KRTCAP2 homolog. Gene Ontology annotation, biological process: protein N-linked glycosylation. The record is from RefSeq and is a predicted model, not a curated record. NCBI's taxonomy places the organism in Eukaryota, Metazoa, Arthropoda, Insecta, Hymenoptera, Formicidae.
GCGUUUUAGAAGUUUCCAUUGGAGCAGCAAUCAGCAGAUCAGCAGUCAUCAGCAACAUCGGCACAAAAAUCAGUUCUUAUUAAUAUUCAGUAUUCCAUAACUUUCUCAAGAUUCUUUAGAAUUUAGAAUAUUUUCAUAGAUUCUUUUUGUAAGAGAUAAAGACUAUCAAAAUUUACAUAAACUAUAAUUAAUCGCAAAUAAGAAAUUAUACAUAAUUUGUGUAAUUUCUACUGUAAGAAUAGAAAAGGAAAAAAGUGUUUUUGAUUAUUUUCUAAUUAUUUAGCAAACAUGGCUGUUAGCAGUGGAGUAUCAUUUAUAUUAUCUUCGAUAUUGACAGUACUAUUAUUCUCUGGAAUGCAAAUGUACAAAGUUUGGCUUGGUUCAUCACAGUUGGGGACUGUAUUGGGAGGAUGGGUUGGAUCAUUAUUGUUCAUGUGCACAUUAACUGCUAUAGGAAAUCUUGAAAGCACUUUAUUUGGAAAAUCCUUCCAACAGAAAUUACUUCCGGAAGUGGUUCUCUCAUUGACUUUAAGUCUAAUUGCUUCUGCGCUGAUUCAUCGUGUAUCUACCACAACAUGUUUAAUAUUCUCUAUGAUUGCACUCUAUUACAUGAAUCGUAUUUCUCAAGAAACAUAUGGUGUAUCUAUACAAAAUGCAGUAAUACAUUCUAAGAAACGCAAGUAAAUAUAAGGAUAUUUAUAUAUAUA